UCGCUCGCCAGCUCGCCCGGCCCGCACGCACUGGGAGGGAGCCCCGGGCGUGGACUCGCAGGCGUCACCCUCCUGCCCCGCGCGCGCCCCCAUCCUCACGCGCCAACUGCAGCUGACCCGACGCUGGGAGCCUCAGGGCCCGGGGGCUGGAGGUAAAACCCCAAGGAAGAAACAUGAGGUUCUCCUGGAAAUUGUUCAAGAGGAAGAUGGAAGGAGCUGCUUAAAAGAGAUUAAAAGUUGUUCACUGCAAGACUGGGGCCAGAGGGCUGGCAGUGGAAAACCCUGUUGGGUUGUGAUCUCUCACUGAAAAGUUCCAGUUGCCUUUUUACUUCUUGCAAAGGAAAGAAAGAGAAGGAGGAAACCAUGUCUAUUGCCUUGAAGCAGGUGUUCAACAAGGACAAGACCUUCCGGCCCAAGAGGAAAUUUGAACCUGGAACACAGAGGUUUGAACUCCACAAACGGGCUCAGGCGUCCCUCAACUCAGGUGUGGACCUGAAGGCAGCCGUGCAGCUGCCCAGUGGGGAGGACCAAAAUGACUGGGUGGCAGUGCACGUCGUGGACUUCUUCAAUAGGAUCAACCUCAUCUAUGGCACCAUCUGUGAGUUCUGCACGGAGCAGACCUGCCCUGUGAUGUCAGGAGGCCCCAAAUACGAGUACCGGUGGCAGGAUGACCUCAAAUAUAAGAAGCCGACUGCCUUGCCGGCUCCCCAGUACAUGAACCUUCUUAUGGAUUGGAUCGAGGUCCAGAUCAACAAUGAGGACAUAUUUCCAACGUGUGUGGGUGUUCCCUUCCCAAAGAACUUCCUUCAGAUCUGCAAGAAGAUCCUGUGCCGUCUUUUCCGGGUCUUCGUCCACGUGUACAUCCACCACUUCGACCGGGUCAUUGUGAUGGGCGCCGAGGCCCAUGUCAACACCUGCUACAAGCACUUCUAUUACUUCGUCACAGAGAUGAACCUCAUAGACCGCAAGGAGCUAGAGCCCUUGAAAGAGAUGACCAGCAGGAUGUGUCACUAACAUCCCAUCUUACUCUUUGGAAGAAAGAGGAAGGCCGAUUCCUCCUGGAAUCCCCAGCUGAGCUCAGCAGGAGGGAACCUUCCUUGUGAAAUGGCGCCCCUCCUUCCAGAAGCAGGUGGAUACAAGCAGUGACUCUUGAGAGACCUUCCCCACUCACUUCAUGUGCUCUUCCCCUCUGAGUGCUGCUAGCCGCGACUUGUGGCCUGGCUGACUCCGGCGUGAAAGAAGAACGCCCCUGAACCCCCUCCCGGCUCAGGGGCAGCCUCGGCACUUAGUGUGGGGGUGCAGUUCUGCCUGAGACCCGCCGCCCAAGCUUUACUGGAAUUUGGUUUCGAGACUGAGAUGCUUACCUGGCUUGUCAGCUGGCCCGCUUUUCCCAAUCUGUUCUCCAAGCACCGAGUGAAUUUUGGAACUCUGGGUGCGCACCAUGUUCUUCUAUAACAAGCUUCCUUUCAGGUGCCUGAAAGCUCCUGCCCAGCUCUAAGGUCUAACCCGGUGAAGGGCUGUGGAGCCUGAGACACCUGAGUCCGCUACCUGCAGCAUUAACACUAUUUCCCUAAAAGGCGGUUUUAUCAGGGACCACUCCAUGGGGUGGCUUGUCGACACCCCAAACAGGGUCUAUAUACUUUAACUCCAGGGAAGAGACUGGUUGCCGGUUGAGGGUUACCAGUUCACCCUGCACAGAAUGUGUUGGGGUUUUUUUUUUUAUAACCACCCUCAUUCCUGUCUCUUCCAUCCAAGAUAUUGUUGUCCUAUUUUCCAGAAGACAGAUGACCAAGAAUGAUCAGCAGAAACCCUGAGCCAGAUUAGUGCAGUGUUUGUUCUUUGAUAAACAGAAAGGAGUGUAGCUGUCUGCAAAACACUCAACUUUCCUUGGAAAAGCAACAGUACAGUUGGCUGCUUGGUGUCUGGAGCUCAGACACCCAGCCCACUGACUUGUCGCUUUCCCAGCUGGCCCUCCAGCUUCCGAAUCCUGUCGAUGAUGUCUUCCCCUUUCUCCAUACUCUCUCUUCUUCUGCCAUAUUAGAUUAUGGCACAAAACUAAUUUCUGCCUCUGUGAUUGUGCUGCAGUUGCCAAGGUAUCCGUAGAGCCAGAGCUAACUUCCUCCUUCCAUCCUUCCCGAUGUUUCUAUACCAGUAGACAGAAAAAUGCAUUCUGUGCUGCCUUUUGAAACCUAAGUGAGCUUUAGUUGAUGAAAUGUUGCCUUCUCUGAUUCGUCCACAAAACGGGUGGUCCUGAGAACCCAUGGCUAGGGGGUGAGGAUACUUCCAGCAAUCGCUCAAAUUUGAUAAAAUUGGUGGAGGGAAGUAGCUAAGAAUGUAUUAGUGCAUUUUAAUGGAAUAGCAAUUAAAGAAUAACUCGUGACUCUGAUUUUGUCUUAUUAUACGUAAUGUGUUAAGGCCAUUUGUGGCUGCCAAAGAGCCUAGAAGCAUGAAAUCUUUCUUCUUCCAAUCUGAGAAAGGCUGACCUCUGGGCCCUGUGAUUCCAGCAGUCACCUAACCCAGUGGUUGGCCCUUGCUUCCUGUCUGAUAAACGUAGUCUCAUGGAAUCCGAAUGCUGCUACCUCUCCUUAUUGUUGUGCUCUGGUCAACAACACACAAACUAUUUUUGUUCCUUCUUUUUUCCAAGCAUCUUCGAGAGGAUGAACUAGGCAGAGAUUUUUCUCAUUAUCCCUUUUGGCUGAGGGAAUAUCUAACUGUUCUAAGGACCCAAAGAACAGAGAAAUAAGAAUCCCUGUUCCAGACGUGUGCACCGUGCAGUAAGUCCAUGUGGGAAUGUUGAAUGUGGGACAGAGAAGUUACGCUUGGGGCCCAUUGUCCUAGAGGAGCUCCGCAGCUCUGCACGGUGGAAAUGUUUUUGCACUAAAGAGUUGACUAUGCUCCUGCAUUUCAGUACUGCCUAGUCAAGUAGGAUGCUAGACUCUGAAGGCAUUUGUUAUUAAUUCUUUUUAUGGUUAUUUUCUAUUAGCUGAUUGUGCAUAAGAAAUUUCCACUGGGGAGUAGGAGGGAGGAGGGAAAAAAAAAGAAAUUUCCACACAAUUCAAAAAUCCAAAUAUUUUGUAGACUUCUUGGAACACAUUCUUCUUGGUUAUUUUGCUAAUUGCACUAAUCAACUCUGCUAGGACAGGGUCUGGCAAGCCACUCUUUUUAAAUUACAGAAUGUUCCUAUUCCCACAGAACUUUGUUUGGCAAAUUCUGAAGAAAAUCAUCACAGGCGAUUUUGAUCUAUUUGAUCCCAAUACAUAGAAAGUAUGUCUCUUUGCCAAUGGGGAAUCUGAGCUCCUGGCACCCCCGCAGGCAUCUCUGAUUCUCAGAGUAAUACCUGCUUCUUUCUCCUAACCUGGCUGGUUUACCUCCUUCAUUGUUUUUACUAUUUUUCUUUAUUUUGAGAAAAUUUAAAGGAGCAAUCACAAAAACAAAAGAUUACAAUGAAUACCCACAUCCCCUUCACUUAGGCACAUCAAUGUUAACAUACUUUUAUUAACAACUUGUUAACAUUUUCCGUAUUUUUCUCUCUUAUAAAUACACAUUCUUAUGGCCGAACCAUUUCAAAGUAUCUUUCAGACAUUGUAAAACUUUAAAAUAUUUUGUCAAUGUUCCCCAAAAUGUUUAUAUUUCUUUAUUAAUCCAGGAUUCGGUCAAGAAUCACACAUUGUAUUGAGUUGUCUUUCUCUGUAGUUAAUGGCUUAGAGUUCUCUCUCUCUCUCUCUCUCUCUCUCUCUCUCUCUCUCUCUCUCUCUCUCUCUCUCUCUUUUCUCGUGUGUGUGUGUGUGUGUGUGUGUGUGUGUGUGUAUUUUAUAGUACUAACAUUAUCAGAGAGCUCAUGCUGGUUAGUGUGUUGAAUGUACCCCAACCUGGAAUUCUUUCCUCAUUAUUAGAUUUAGGUUGAAACUUUUUCUAGCAAGAAUACUAUAUAAGUCAUGUUGUUUCUUUCCUCCUAUACCAUGCCAGGAAGCACAUAAAUUAGGUCCUCUUUUUUAUGAUAUUAUACCUAAUCGAGGGUUCAAGUCUUGUCCACCUAAUCCAUUCUUUAAGUGUUCACAAUCCUUAUGAAGCUCUGAUAUCCAAGAUACUUACAGUUUAUAGUGUGAGGCUGUGUGCACUGUGGGGAACAUUCCUUUCUUAAUAUUCUCAGAGAGGUCCAGGAUUUCCAAAAGAUUGCAGCCAUUGUGGUGAGAAGAUGAAACAGUGGUACAGGAUUCACAUGUUGACAUAUAACAGAAGGAAGGGAAACCAAGAAGCAUAUACAAGUAGUAUAUCUAGUGGGGAUCCGUAUGAUCCCUGUGGCCUGAGCUGAAUUAUUGAGCCGCCAUCCUCAGGCGACUCCCAUGCACACCACGGCUUACUUUAGAGAGUGUAUCCAUGGUGAAGCACAUUGCCCAAGGGUUAAAAGUUGGUUGGUGAGUAGUACAUUGUGUCUCUGGCCCUUCAAAGGACCACAGAACAUAACCGUAUAUGAAUUUGUUUAAAAUUUUAUUGAGCUGGGGGAUGGUUAGUAGUAAAAUAUCUGAAAAGCUCCUUUGGGGGAUAAUUACCCCAAUCAGAAAGAUUAUCAAGAGUCAGUUUCUGCAUCUUAGGUUGUUAAUAUUCUCUUCCUGGAGUGUUUCUCAUUCUGAUGAAUAGAAGCAACUCUGAGAGACUGCUUAAUCCAUUUCUUCUAUCCUCCCAAGCCUUAUGAGUAAUAUUCUAGGUGAAAGACCUAUGUUUCUCUCAAGGAUCUUCAAGCAUAGAAAUUCUACAGGAUCCUUUAGUAGAAUUCACUGAACACUUUACAACAUCUGAAAUCCUUCUAUUUAACUUGAGCCAAACUAUUAUCUUUGAGUUUCAGCAUGCCUUUUCUAGUAUCCCACAUUAAGAAAAUCACAAAGAUGGGUCUCCCUGGUGGCGCAAGGGGUUAAGACACAGCCUGUGAAGCUAUCCGGACCCUCUACAGCGUGAGUUAGAUCCCCAGCCAGCCAGGGAGCUACCCACAUGGCGCGGCAGACCUCUCCUGUCUUGCCUGCUGCUCCCCUCAGCAGUGUACCUUGGUCAAUCUGCCUGCUCUGUUCCCCGCUCUGUUUCUGGUGAAUCCUCUUACCCCCCCACACCUCUGGCCUGUACUCCAGCUCUUGUAUGCAUAAAUAAAUAAAUACUAAAAAAAAAAUCACAAAGACCAUACAGGAUAAGUAAAAACAUAAGCAAAAUGAGAGAUUUAUUUGCAUAUACAUUAAAUAUUUGCAUAUACAUUAAAUCAUUUGAAAACUGUCUUUCAGUCUUUUUUUCCUUUAGAGCUCUCCCAUUGGCAGAAUUCUCUUUGGAGUCUUGUCACCCUAUAGCUCAUGCUUCUGAAGGCUCAUGUGAAACCUCCCCAAAGCCAUCCCCACCCCUGUCUAUGUGCAUUCUGGAUGUGACAUAAAUGAACAUGAACAGAAAUUAUCACAUGCUUUCUCCAGGCUGUACUUGGAGUCUUUGAUAAGUUCUUUUUUCUUUUAUUUAUUUUUUUUUGCAUAGAAGAACUGGGGUUUGGCCAGAAGUAUUGGGGUGAGAGGAUUCACCAGAGACAGAAUGGAGAACAGAAUAGGCAGAUGUACUGAAAUACACUGCUAAGGGGAGCUGCAGAUGAGAAAGGAGAGGUCUGCUGCACCAUGUGUGGGUUAGCUCUCUGGCUGGGGAUCAAACUCAGGCCUCAGUAGUAAUAGUACUGAGACUUAACCCCUAGGCCACCAGGGAGGCCCCGCUUGACUAAGUUCUGACUUGCUUUUUAUAUUUUAUGCAUUUUUAGUUUGUCUUUGCCCAUACUAUAUCCUCACCUAGAUUAUAUUCAGUCAUUUUGAUUUAUCUUCCUAAGUUUCUUUUCCUCCUACCUUUAACAUUCCUCAUAAGAUUAUCUUGUUUUAUUUUAAUCACCUCUUUAAUUGGCAAAUCAUUGAGGGACUAGGAUAGAGUUCCUGUCAUCUUUUUGUAGUGAUUUAUGCCAGGCCAACAUUCUGAUCAUUGAUGGAAGCAAAUCACUUCCUAUGAUUUCUAACCUUGUUUAUCACUUCCACACCUCAGGGGUAUCACGCUGCGAGAAAAAGUAAUAUGGUAGGAAAAUUGUGGCCAUAUUUUCACAAAAUCUGUAGAAAGGCAGAGUCACUAAUGGAAGUUGAUCUGUCACUUGGGUAAUUCUGUUAUCCUUUGUGCUUUGAUUAUUUUGCUCCUUGAUUAAAUAGAUGCUCCUUGAUUAAAUAGAUGAUUCUCUCCUAGAAUUAGCCAAACAAAGUGUGUUUUAGAAAUAAUGUUGUUUUUUUUUUCCUAUUCUAAAACAUAUCAACACAAAACUUUUUUUUUCACAGGCUGUGUCCCUCUAGGCAGUUAUUCAUGCUGGGUAAGAAGUUUUCAAUGAGCAAAUAAGGAUUGCUAUAACUUCCAGAGUAAAGAGUCCAUUUCUAAUUUGACAAGCUGUUUACUACUUUUAGAGUGUUCUAAUUUGCAACUGUUUCAAUAUCUUUUCUAAUUGCAUCAGAAAAAAUAUUUACAUAUCUUUAGUUCCAUUUGUGAUUGAAUAAAGGGUUUGACUAUGAGCAGAUUAACACAAUUAGAAAAGGAUAUUUAUGAAAUCAGUUCUAUGUGAGCUUAGGAAUUCAAAUGAUACAAAUAAAAGACAUAAU
Talpa occidentalis (Iberian mole) is the source of this 6644-nucleotide messenger RNA. It is a transcript of the gene MOB3B, whose product is annotated as MOB kinase activator 3B. Gene Ontology annotation, biological process: signal transduction; positive regulation of protein phosphorylation. Gene Ontology annotation, molecular function: protein kinase activator activity. Bases 364 to 1014 code for a protein of 216 amino acids. Gene Ontology annotation, cellular component: cytoplasm; nucleus. NCBI's taxonomy places the organism in Eukaryota, Metazoa, Chordata, Mammalia, Eulipotyphla, Talpidae. The transcript is spliced from 4 exons. The record is from RefSeq and is a predicted model, not a curated record.